Messenger RNA from Linum trigynum, 285 nucleotides. NCBI's taxonomy places the organism in Eukaryota, Viridiplantae, Streptophyta, Magnoliopsida, Malpighiales, Linaceae. The record is from the annotation of a GenBank genome assembly.
AUGAAGGGAGAAGAUGGAGGCCGGGAUGUCACGUCGAUGGAGGGGAAGAGGUCGGAUUGCAAUUGCUAUCCGUUCGCUGGAGGAACUGACGAAGGGAGAAGAGCCUGCGAAUUUUGCGUCGGUGAAGGAGGGGAAGAGUCGCUCCUGAAUCCUUCCUGCUCUCUAGAAGCUUGCUCUAGCCGCCGUCGAACGAUCGAUGCCGGAGUUGAUUCAUGCAGGAGUUCGUUGUUCAGGGUUCAGGGGCUUUGCAGAGGCGGAGAACUUCUCUGUAUGAUGCAAAUUUAA